AUGGCCAUUUCUCAGCCGCCCCUUCGCUUCACAACCCAUAAGCAGCUCGUCCACCGCCUCGUCUUAUCCACACUUACCGGCCGUCCUGUGCACAUUUCUCAAAUUCGAUCCUCCUCCCCCACAAACCCGGGUUUGGCUUCCUAUGAAAUCUCUUUCCUUCGCCUUCUUGAAGCCGUCACCAAUGGCUCGUACAUGGAAAUCUCUUACACGGGAACAAUACUGGUCUAUAAACCGGGCCUUAUAACUGGCAACGCUUCCAGCAGCGGUACCAGCGGUGGGGUGAUUAAGCAUGAGCUCCCCGCAGGCUGUCCGCGUGGGGUGAGUUACUUUCUGAUCCCCCUAUGCCUUCUGGCACCUUUUUCGAAAGCCACCUUCAGUGUACUUUUUACUGGACCUGGUGUCAUUACUUCAUCGACUCCAACGGGCGACAUGUCUGUGGACAGUGUGAGAACUGCAGUCCUUCCUUUGUACUCGCAAUUUGGCAUAUUUAAUAAUAUUGAAUUGCGUGUUCUACGGAGAUCAAAUCCCGAUCGCAACGGAAGAGGCGGUGGGGGUGAGGUACAGCUGAUUUUCGGCCACCAAGUCAGGCUACCAAAAACUCUACACCUUCUAAACCCGGGAAGAAUUAAGUCCAUCCGAGGAGUUGCAUACUCCACUGGCGUUUCAGGAUCAAAUAAUGCAAGAAUGAUUGAAGUUGCUCGGGGGAUUCUCAAUCCUCUGGUGUCGGAUGUUUACAUAUUUUCCGACGUAUCCCCCGCCCCUUUAGUACCUGCACCUGAGAAGAAAAUUAUAAAUGCGAAAAGGAAAGUUGGAAUAGGAUUUGGUCUUUCUCUGGUCGCAGAAUCGUCUACCGGAUGUCUUUUUUCGGCCGAUUUGGCGUCUCCUCCGUCAGGUGGUCAACCGCCUGAGGAUGUCGGAAAGCAGUGCGCGUAUCAGCUAUUAGAAACAGUUUCAGUUGGGGGCUGUGUUUCUCUAGCUGGCGCCCCUACUAUUCUAACUCUUAUGGCUAUGGGCUCGGAGGACGUUGGAAGACUUCAAGUAGGCCGGGACAUUGUUUCUCACGAAGGUAUUGUACAGUUGGCUCGGGACUUAAGGGCUUUUGGUGCUCCUGGAUGGGGAGUUCGGAACGAAGUGGAAUCAACACACCCGAAUGAUGUCGUUAUUAGCGUGGUAGGACGAGGCAUAGGAAACGUGGGCAGAAAGAUUGUCUGA
Molecule: messenger RNA, 1212 nt
Organism: Ophidiomyces ophidiicola
Lineage: Eukaryota; Fungi; Ascomycota; Eurotiomycetes; Onygenales; Onygenaceae
Exons: 1
Coding region: 1-1212 (403 amino acids)
Biological process (GO): endonucleolytic cleavage of tricistronic rRNA transcript (SSU-rRNA, 5.8S rRNA, LSU-rRNA); ribosome biogenesis
Cellular component (GO): nucleolus
Molecular function (GO): RNA endonuclease activity
Source: RefSeq, a predicted model, not a curated record